Dendrobium catenatum is the source of this 1639-nucleotide messenger RNA. RefSeq names its product AAA-ATPase At2g46620. The transcript is spliced from 2 exons. Lineage: Eukaryota; Viridiplantae; Streptophyta; Magnoliopsida; Asparagales; Orchidaceae. The coding region runs from base 82 to 1512 and encodes 476 amino acids. The record is from RefSeq and is a predicted model, not a curated record. Gene Ontology annotation, molecular function: ATP hydrolysis activity; ATP binding.
AUUAAUUUCAGUUCACCCACUCUACAUUUUAACGCAAUCGAGACUCUCUUCCUUUUGAACCAAUCCCAGGAUCUCUUAACCAUGAUUUCACCGGCGGCCGGCGAUCUACUGUCCACAGCGAUCGCUGCCGCCUGCUUCCUUUUUCUUCUCCGCACCAUCAUCUCCCUCAAAUCCCUUCUUUUCCUCCUCUCCCGCCUUUUUCGUUGGGUCGAAGCCCACACCCAAGCCCAUCAAACCUUCACCAUACGUCGCUACGGCGACGAUGACUCGCCGGAAAACCCCCUUUAUCGCAAGGCUGCCGCUUACGUCGCCGCCCUCCCCGCCGCCGAAGACUCCGACCACACAUCCCUUUUUUCCUUCCACUCCCGCCCCAAUGACUUUUCCGUCCACCUCAUCCCCGGCCAAAACGUCAUCGACUCGUUCCUCGGAGCCCGCCUCUCCUGGAAUUUUCUCUCUGGCGCCGACUCCGGCGACGCCCUCGUGCUCCGCCUCCGCCGCCAGGACCGCCAUCGAGUGCUCCGACCGUAUUUACGGCACGUCGAGACCGUCGCGGAGGAAAUCGAGCUCCGGAGAAAGGAGUUUAAGUUGUAUUCAAACGCUGCUGCCGGCCGCAGCGGCCGGAGGUGGAGGUCGGUGACGAUGAGCCACCCGGCGACGUUUGACACGCUGGUAAUGGACCCAGAGCUGAAGGCCCGGAUUCGGGCUGACUUGGAGCUAUUCCUAAAAGGCCGGGCCUACUACUCCCGGCUGGGCCGGGUCUGGAAACGCAGCUACUUCCUCUACGGCCCGCCGGGAACCGGCAAGUCAAGCUUCGUGGCCGCCAUGGCGCGUUUCCUCUGCUACAACGUAUACGAGCUUGAUCUCUCCCGAGUUUCCAGCGCCGGCGAUCUCCGGUCGCUCCUGCUCGACACGUCGCCGCGUUCAGUAAUCCUUGUUGAAGACCUUGACCGCUACCUGGCUGCCGCCGCCACCGGCGAGGCGCGAAUUUCAGGGGUGCUCUGCUUCAUGGACGGCGUGUUCUCUUGUUGCGGUGAGGAGAGAAUAAUGGUUUUCACAGCCACCGGGGAGAAGGAGGCCUUGGAACUUGACCCAGCAGUAGUCCGGCCGGGACGGGUUGAUUUUCAGAUCCACUUUCCUCGGUGCGACUUCACGGCGUUCAAGACGAUGGCGGGCAGCUACCUCGGCGUUACAGAUCAUAAGCUAUACGCGCAGGUUGAAGAAGGUUUUCAAAGUGGUGGAAAGCUGAGUCAUGCUGAGCUUGGAGAGAUCAUGGUGGCCAACCGUUGUUCACCGAGCCGGGCGAUUAAGAACGUUAUCAGCGCUCUGCAACGGUCGGCUUCUUUGAAUCCGGCGGCGGUGGAGAAGAAAGAGGUUGGUGGUAAAGUUGAGGAGGGGAUUAGGGAAGGUGGAAGGGAGUUUAGGAAGCUAUAUGGGUUGAUUAGGAUGCAUAGCUGGAGCAAGAAGGAAAAGAAGAUGCCGCCGGAACUCAACGGCGCCGUCGCCGGCGAUUAAUUUUUUAAGUGGUUGUGCAUCAUCUGCGGCGGUUUUAGUUUAAUUUGUUUUAAUGGUGAGUCAUACAGUGUCUGAAUUGUGAAUUGAAAAUUCAUUUUAUCAUAUAUAAUGUUCAACUAUUUGGAAA